GCGGCGGCGCGGCCGGCCGGGACGCCCGGACCAUGCUGGCGUGCCUGCAGCGGACCCAGAACCCCCCAGGCCAGCACCUCGCCUGCCCCAACAAGGCGCUGGAGCCGCGCAAGUGCGAGACGGCGGCACCCAUGCAUUCCCCGCGUUACCCCAGCCCCGCCGAGCUGGACGCCUAUGCACAGAAGGUGGCCAACAGCCCGCUGACCAUCAAGAUCUUCCCCACCAACAUCAGGGUCCCACAGCACAAGCACCUUAACCGAACGGUCAACGGCUACGACACCACGGGGCAGCGCUACAGUCCCUACCCCGUGCAUGCCAGCGGCUACCAGGGCCUCCUGGCCAUCGUCAAGGCCUCCGGCAAAAGCGUGGUGAAGAACGCGGAGGGGAAGCGGACUAAGCUGUCGCCCGCCCAGGCCGGCGUCGCUCCCUACCCAGCCUCAAGCACUUUAGCUCCAGGCCCUUCCUGCGCCGGGCAGCUGAGCUACCACGGCAGCCAGAAGCAGCUGGAGGGCCCCGUGCCCCCCAACGUGACGGUGGCGGCCUCGGCGCUGCCGCUGGCGGGCAGGAGCCUGGCGCUGCCGCCCUCCAACCUGCCCUCCAUCCAGAGCAUCAUCUACCAGCUCAACCAGCAGUGCCAGGCCCAGGGCUCCCAGCCGGCCUGCCCGGCCCUGGCGGGCGCCCACCCCAGCCCGGCCAAGCACGGCGCCUUCCCCGCCGUGGCCUCGGCCGGGGCCUACGCCGGCGCCGUGCUGCCGGACUGCCGCAAGGGAGCCGAGCUGGCGCUGGGCUCCAACCCGGCCCUGGCGCCCAAGGCGGGCCUUUACCCCGACGGCGUGGACUACCUGCUCUGGCAGCAGAAGCAGCAGCAGCACCUGCGAAUGUACAGCGGGGGCGGCAGCGGCGGCGGGGGGGCCCUCAGCAAGUCCCCCGAGGCUUGCGCGGGCGCCUCGCGCCCCUACGGGCCGGGGGCGGCGGCGGGCGAGAAGGUGAGCUCGUCGCCCUUGAACUGCAUGCACGGCAACUUCUCGGUGGGGCAGUACUUCGCGCCGCCCUGGAACAGCGUCCUGGUGACCCCCAACAGCGACUGUUACAACCCGCCCGAGCUGGGCCCCGCGCCCCGCGAGCUCGGCGUGCUGCCGGCCGAGGGGCUGCCCAGCAAGACGCUCUGCAACACCUCCAUCCUCAGCAGCAGCCUCCAGUCGCUGGAGUAUCUCAUCAACGACAUCCACCCGCCCUGCAUCAAGGAGCAGAUGCUGGGCAAGGGCUACGAGACCGUGUCUGUGCCAAGGCUCUUGGACCACCAGCACGCUCACAUCCGCCUGCCCGUCUACAGAUAAGGAGCGGCUGCUGCUCUUCCCAAAGCCAGGGCGACGGCCGGGACG
Cygnus atratus (black swan) is the source of this 1382-nucleotide messenger RNA. It is a transcript of the gene FAM222A, whose product is annotated as family with sequence similarity 222 member A. The transcript is spliced from 2 exons. The record is from RefSeq and is a predicted model, not a curated record. Bases 33 to 1337 code for a protein of 434 amino acids. Lineage: Eukaryota; Metazoa; Chordata; Aves; Anseriformes; Anatidae.